Molecule: messenger RNA, 411 nt
Organism: Paramuricea clavata
Lineage: Eukaryota; Metazoa; Cnidaria; Anthozoa; Malacalcyonacea; Plexauridae
Source: the annotation of a GenBank genome assembly
AUGCUAAUGAUGUAUAAUCAUACAAAUCCAACAGAGUCGAGUACAUGGACAGAGAGUGAUCGGAUGAAAUCCAUUGCAUUUCUGGACGAGCUUGAAUUAGCAGAAAAAAUUAUAUUAAUUAUUUUCGUCAUUUGCACAACUAUUGGCAACACUUUGGUUUUGGUGGCGAUCUGGAGAGAGGCAAGUCUUCAUCCACCAAAUAAAUAUUUUGUUGUUUGUCUGGCUGUCGCUGAUCUUUUGGUUGGCAUGAUUUUAGAACCAUUGAUGGUUUAUGAUCUCAGUCUGGAUGAUGAAUCGCGACGUCACAUCUGUAUUCAUCUAUGUCAUUUUAUGGCGUGGAUAGAUACCUUCGCGUUAUCAGCAUCUAUUUAUACACCGAUAUCUCAAGCUCAGGAAGCCACUUCAAUAUAG